This is a messenger RNA of Heterocephalus glaber (naked mole-rat), 2237 nucleotides long. RefSeq names its product DNA polymerase epsilon 3, accessory subunit (gene Pole3). Gene Ontology annotation, cellular component: epsilon DNA polymerase complex; CHRAC. Gene Ontology annotation, molecular function: chromatin DNA binding; protein heterodimerization activity. Gene Ontology annotation, biological process: leading strand elongation; DNA damage response; heterochromatin formation. NCBI's taxonomy places the organism in Eukaryota, Metazoa, Chordata, Mammalia, Rodentia, Bathyergidae. The record is from RefSeq and is a predicted model, not a curated record.
AAACGCCAGACGUAGUAAUGGCGUAAAGCAGAGAAACGAACAUAAGGAGGAAAGUAGGGGCACAGUGGGACCGGGCGGAAGCCCCGGCGGGCCAAAACCAUUGCACCAAGGAAAGUUUAGACUCACCGGCGACUUGAGGAGGCGGGGCUGGGUACAAGAAGAAGGCUAUGACGCGCGGGGCACUGUGGGACACAGUGUGGGCAACGUGGGGCAGGACGGGUGCCUCAGAGGGUCAGAUCGUAGCGACGCGGGAAGUCUGGACGAGGUAGCAUCCUGAAGAGAAGGCCUGUGGCAGAGCAGCCUUAGGCCCCUUAGGCGGCAAUGGCGGAGAGGCCCGAGGACCUAAACCUGCCCAAUGCCGUCAUCACCAGGAUCAUCAAAGAGGCACUCCCGGAUGGUGUCAACAUCUCCAAGGAGGCCCGGAGCGCCAUCUCCCGCGCUGCUAGCGUCUUUGUGCUGUACGCCACAUCCUGUGCCAACAACUUCGCGAUGAAAGGGAAGCGCAAGACACUCAAUGCCAGUGAUGUGCUCUCAGCCAUGGAAGAGAUGGAGUUCCAGCGGUUCAUUACCCCAUUAAAAGAAGCUCUGGAAGCAUAUAGGCGGGAGCAGAAGGGCAAGAAAGAAGCUUCAGAACAAAAGAAGAAGGACAAAGACAAAAAAACAGAUUCAGAAGAGCAAGACAGGAGCAGAGAUGAGGAUAACGAUGAAGAUGAAGAGAGGAUAGAAGAAGAACAGAAUGAAGAGGAUGAAGUAGACAACUAACAGGGUGGGAAGACUGGCACUGUGGGAGCUACCACUCUGAAACAUGGUACAUGUUUAUGUGAAGCUUUUCCCUGCUGGGCAAAGUAGUCUUAGGCACAAGUGCCUGGGAAGAUCACAAUAAAAACUGACUAUAAUUAUCAUCAAACCAGCGUUUCACCAACUCAGAGCAUCUGAGUAGCAGAAUCUUCUUUUGUUUAAUCAGGCUGAAGGUUAUUACUUUUUGGCAAGAGGGAUUCUGAACAGCUAAUUAAAUAAGCGAUUUAUCUUGUUUACUUAUGUGUAUGGUUAUGUAGUUUUUUUGCUCCUGUCUUCCUGCCCUUCCAAAAAAGUAGUAAUAACUUCCAUGCUGCCUGCUGUGUUCCCAGAUCACAGAGGCAGUGAAGGCUCAGGAAAAAUUAGGGCUUUGAUCAUGGUUAGCCAUAUUUGAUUUACAGUAGCUCACUGAGAAUGGUCAGAAUGGGGUGGGCAUGGUGUUACAUGCCUGUAAUCCCAGCUACUUAGAAGGCUGAGACAGGAGAAUUGCAAGUUUUGAGCCCAACUUGGGCAACUCAAUGAGACCUUGUCACCCCCCAAAAAAGAUAAAAGAGGCCAGGUAUGCAGCUCAGCAUUCCCUCAGAACUGUUUUGUUUUUUUUUUAAAGAUAAUCCAUUUUAUGCUUUCUUCACUUGACAGUAGCAUUAAUUAAGUUCUGGUUUCUGUAAACCUUCUUGGCUUGUGGCCCUUCUGUAUUGCCUUUAGGCAUCUAACCUGCUGGGUGACUGCUCUGGGCACAGUAUGCUCUUAAAUUAGCAAUGUAGAUUGAAAGUUGAGGAACAAGGGUGUUUUACAAAACAGACGGCUUGACCUUAGGUUAUCUCACCCCUGCCAUUGUACACCUUUAGGAUUUGUCACCUCCUGGAAGGUGUAAAAUCUCAGGCUUUCUCUUGUUAUGUCCAUUCCCCAGACUUGUGGCUAUGGAUUUUCGUUUUUUUCCUGUCAAUUUCCAGGCUUCACUUUGUCUAAGCACAACUUGUUCCCUCUUCUUGCUUUGUAUUUCUUUCUGCCUCUCCUUCCCAUUCCCACUCUCUCUCCCCCUUUAAUUCACUUCAUCUGCAAGUCUAGCAACUGAGAACCUACUUAAUGUCCCAAAGUGCAGGUUCCUGGUUCCUUAAUCCAUAUCUUAAAAAUGAUUUUGUGAAACUCCUCUGGAUAUUGAGAAAGAUCUGAUGGCGCUCAAGAAUCUAACCCCCUAGCCCAACCAUUCCCUUGAACUGCUUCUAAAGUGUCUGUUGGCUUUUCCUAUCCUUUUUCUCUUUCCGUUCAGUGUUCCAGGCACCUGUUUGUCUCAGUGGAGCACUUGGAAUUUGACAGGUGGUACAGUGUAGUUUGACACUGUUAACUGGUUAAAUGAAUACAAUGAAAAGUUUGUUCAUAAAUGACUGACCACUGUUGAGAUUAUAGUGCUUUGUACAAAUAAAGAACAUUUCUUGUUUAAA